Molecule: messenger RNA, 1772 nt
Organism: Amaranthus tricolor (Joseph's coat)
Lineage: Eukaryota; Viridiplantae; Streptophyta; Magnoliopsida; Caryophyllales; Amaranthaceae
Exons: 3
Coding region: 211-1602 (463 amino acids)
Source: RefSeq, a predicted model, not a curated record
UUUAGCCUUCAAAAUAUUUUCUUUAAUUUCUGUUUAUUAAACAUAACUCGAAACAUGUGAUUUGCAAAUUGCAACAAAUGAAAAAAACAAAACUUAUCUUUAUCUUAUUUAAUCAAAUAAAUCAUCAUCCAAUUAUAUCACCCUAAACAAAACACCCAAGCAAUCAUUCCGUACUUUUUCCCACACCCUUAUCAAUCUCUAAUUCCUCCCAUGGCGGACACCGGCGGUUCUCCGGCGAAAAUCCGACCAGUCGGUGGUACCGAAAACAGCUGGUGUAAAGCCGUAUCAGGCGGCACAGGCAUUACAGUAUUAUUCAUCCUUGUGACCCGAAAACCCGAUUUCAAUCUCCUCCAAAACUCCAUUACCAAACUCCAGAUUACCCACCCAAUUCUCCGAGCUAAACUGAAUUUUGAUCCAUCAACCUCCACAUUCACAUUUCUCAUCCCUUGUUUUUCUUCCCUCGAUUUACACUCUUUCGAUCUUCAAUCAACGAAUUCAAUAAUCCAAUCUCAUUUCGGAGGUGGGUCUAAUGUGGAUUCUUUCCAGAUCCUUCUAGAACACGAGCUAAACAACAAUCCAUGGUUGAACCUUGAUCGCUCAGAUUCAUCGAGAUCAGUUGAUGUGAUGCAUGCGAGUGUUUAUGAAAUGGAAGGUGGAAAAUGGGCAGUGAUGUUGAAGGUUCAUACAGGAGUGUGUGAUCGUACGGCUGCUGUUGCUUUGAUGAAGGAAUUGACGGCUUUGAUGAAGAAUGAUGGGGUGGGCAAUGAUGAUGAGGCGAGAGAAGUGAGUGUGGGGGUUGAAGAAUGUAUUCCUAAUGGAAAAAUGAGUAAACCCUUUUGGGCUCGUGGGGUGGAUAUGCUGGGUUAUUCGUUGAAUUCGUUUCGGUUGAGUAAUUUGGAGUUUGUUGACCCGAAUUCGGAAAGGUGUUCCCGGGUUGUUAGAUUGUUGUUGGAUUCUGAUCAUACCACCAAGUUACUAGAGGGAUGCAAGACUAGAGGGAUAAAAUUAUGUGGAGUCCUUUCAGCAGCGGCUUUGAUUGCUGCACGACUGUCCAAAUCCCUUCUUGAUGGUGAAUGGGAGAAGUAUGCUGUGGUGACUCUAAUUGAUUGCCGAAAACUUCUUGAGCCUGUCCUUUCUAACCAUCAUAUCGGAUUCUACCAUUCCGCCAUCCUCAAUACCCACGACCUGAAGGGAGGCGAGGAGCUGUGGGAACUCGCAAGAAGGACAUACACAUCUUUUGCAGACGCCAAGAACUCAAACAAGCAUUUUUUAGACAUGGCCGACCUUAACUUUCUCAUGUGCCGAGCCAUUGAAAACCCAGGUUUGACUCCAUCAUCAUCAUUAAGAACUUCCUUCAUCUCAGUUUUUGAAGAUCCAGUGAUUGACAAUGAUGAAGCAAACGAGAAGAAUAAGGAACUCGGGAUAGAAGACUACUUAGGUUGUGCUUCGACUCAUGGCGUGGGCCCAACCAUUGCCAUAUUUGAUACAAUUAGGCAUGGCAAACUGGAUUGUGCAUGUGUGUACCCAUUUCCCUUGCAUUCAAGAGAACAAAUGCAAUCCUUGAUUGAUGAUGUGAAGAGAAUUCUUAUUGAGUGCUUGUAAGUUGUAAAUUAUAAGAAAUAAUUUGUAUUGAGUAGCAAUGGAAAUAAUUUAAAUGAUUUAACAUCCCUUCAGCUUUGUUUUUGAUAUCUCUAUUAUUUUAUUUUUGUAGCUUUAAAUUUACCGAAUGAUUUUACAUUUUUUGAAUAAAACAAGUUUGGGGUUAUUGAUAA